Messenger RNA from Medicago truncatula (barrel medic), 1054 nucleotides. RefSeq names its product ribonuclease Y. The transcript is spliced from 3 exons. The coding region runs from base 173 to 712 and encodes 179 amino acids. The record is from RefSeq and is a predicted model, not a curated record. NCBI's taxonomy places the organism in Eukaryota, Viridiplantae, Streptophyta, Magnoliopsida, Fabales, Fabaceae.
AUUUGUCUAACAUUGUUUCACCGCGACUUUGAUUUCAUUUUGGUUCCCCUAAACAGACCCUUCGUUCUUUCUUCUUCUUCUUCUUCUUCGCAAGCAUCACAGGUGAAAGAAGUGGGUGGUGAAUCAUAAACUGAUAAACUGUGAAUCAGGGGAUUAGGGUUUGAUUUGAAGAAUGUGGCGUUCACAAGUAAGAUCAUUUGCUACACGCGCGGCUAACUCGCACCACAACAACCACCAUGAAAACCACAAAUUCCUGUCUCCACAUUCCUUUGUUGGAAGCUGGAAAGCUCCAAGGGACCCUAAGGAAGCCGAAGCACAGCUCGCUCAGCUUCGUAGAGAAUAUGCGAAACAGGUGAAAGAGGUUCGGAAGGAAUACAUUGUAGAAGUGGAAGCUAUGAGGUUGGAGAAGCAGCGGAAGGAUGAGGCUCGUAAGGAAGCACUUAGAGUUGCAAAUGAAGAGAGGAAGAAACUUAAGGCUCAGGAGAAAGAACUUAGAGCUCAGGAACGGAAUAUUGCUCAACAACAAUUUCGUGAAACCCUUUUGAAAGAAAGAGCAGAGAAACUUCAAAGUUGGAGAAUGCAAGCCAAAAAGCAUGAAGAGAAGAAAGCCGAGAAGAAAGACUUAUUACAUAAACGAAGUUCACUGUGGGUUGAUGAAGCUGAACUCGAGAAGGAAAUCACAAAUGUUGUAAUUGCUACAACAUAUCUUUGAACCCCUCGCAGUUUCAUAUCUCUACUGGUUAGUAGAAUUUUGUCCUAUGUUCAAAGAAGCCUCAGAAAUAAUUAUUGCAUCUAGAGUAUCAUAUUUGUGCUUAGCUGUUGUUCUACACAAGUUGCAUUACAGAGCAUGAACAUAAAUCUUUUGUUGGUUAUUAUUGAGAAUUUUGAAGAAAUACAUAGAAACCAUGCUCCAAUCUUUUAAGUGACUUGGUAGAACAAACAAGUGGUGGAUUUGAUGUAGAUGCUCUGCUGAUUGAAAACAUUGCAAAACAGUAGUUAUUUAUUUUAGUUUGUUUUGACAUUUUAUUGAUUGGAACGGGUUGUUUGGUUCAUA